This is a messenger RNA of Microcebus murinus (gray mouse lemur), 1748 nucleotides long. It is a transcript of the gene PXDC1, whose product is annotated as PX domain containing 1. Gene Ontology annotation, molecular function: phosphatidylinositol binding. The record is from RefSeq and is a predicted model, not a curated record. Lineage: Eukaryota; Metazoa; Chordata; Mammalia; Primates; Cheirogaleidae.
CCAGACCCGCCCGCAGACCCGGCGGGCGGGCGGGCGAGCGGCGGGGCGGAGGGCGCCCCCGGCGGCGGGGCAUGCGCGGCGCGCGGCAUGGCCUCGGCGGUGUUUGAGGGCACGUCGCUCGUGAACAUGUUCGUGCGCGGCUGCUGGGUGAACGGCAUCCGCAGGCUCAUCGUGAGCCGGCGCGGCGACGAGGAGGAGUUCUUCGAGAUCCGCACGGAGUGGUCGGACCGCAGCGUGCUCUACCUGCACCGCAGCUUCGCAGACCUGCGCCGCCUGUGGCAGCGCCUCCGCGACGCCUUCCCCGAGGACCGGCCCGAGCUGGCGCGCGGGCCGCUGCGGCAAGGACUGGUGGCCAUAAAGGAUGCCCAGGACAUAGAGACCAGGCUCAACGAGGUGGAGAAGCUGCUGAAGACCGUCGUCAGCCUGCCCUGGAAAUAUUCCAGGUCGGAAGUCGUGCUCACCUUCUUUGAAAGAUCUCCUCUGGAUCAGGUGUUAAAAAAUGAUAAUGUCCAUAAAAUUCAACCCAGCUUCCAAAGUCCGGUCAAAAUAUCAGAAAUCAUGAGGUCCAAUGGAUUUUGUUUAGCAAAUACAGAAACAAUAGUUAUUGACCACAGUAUACCGAACGGAAAAGACCAGCACCUGGGUGUGGAUCCUACGGAGCAUUUGUUUGAGAACGGCAGCGAGUCCCCCUCAGAGGUGGAGGACGGGGACGACCCAGCAGCAUAUGUCACCAACCUGUCCUAUUACCACCUGGUCCCCUUCGAGACGGACAUUUUGGACUGAGCCUCGCCGUGGGCCCUCCGGCACCUCGGCCUGGACUGCAGCUCUGGUGCUGGCCGCCGCACGGGCCCAGCCUGGGCCUCCCGGAGGUCCCAGGCCCCACCGGCCAUCCACGCUCGCAAGCUGGGUGUCCUGCAGGGGGAGGAGCAGGGGCUUCUGGUGGCUCCGGCUGACCACAAGGUCUGCAGGGACUAAGGGUCGGGUCACAGAGGUCAUGGGGCCUGUGCUCGGCGGGGCCUUCUCUCUCCGCGUGUCCCCAGCAGCUUGCUCCUCUGUCCCUGGCCUUGCUCCCUGCACUCGGCGCCUGCAGGGCUGUGUGCUGCCAGGGUGGGCACGGGCCCUGCCGGGCUCUGCUGUCACUGCCUCCCAGGAGGAGCGUCCCUCUUGGCCAGGGGCCAGGGCUGCUGACCACCCAACUCCUCCCCGUUGCUCGCACGUCCAACGCACAAAGUGUUUCAAGGGGGAUUUUGACAAGCUGCCACGCUUUGGAUGAUGCAGGACUCCCUGGGAACCGAGAUUCGAGGCCUUUCUAUUUUGCUUUUCACCUUCUGUCUGGAAACUGGGUUUGGGUCAACCCAGAGAAGUUUACAGAAGACCGAGCUCAAACAGGGAGUGCCGGCUGCAAGGAGAGCGGAAGUCGGUGAGGUCGGUGCCCACCGGAGCUAGGGCCAAGAGGGGACGAUUGUCCCCGAGAGGGAAGGAGGCCUGCGGGCAUCUCCUGGCUCAGGCCGGGUGCCCGGUGCUGCAGCCACAGCGACCCUGAAAGGAUGGGAAUCCAGAGGGAAACUGAGGCUCCACUGCCCCCAGGGGCGGGUCUGGGUGCUGUGAGCUUCUCUCCUCAGUUUUGCUAAUGGCCAACAUUUGCUAAUGUAAAUAAUAGUAAAUUAUUGAGAAUUCUAAUUCUUUUACACAGUCUUUUAAAUCUAUUUUAAUUAAAUAAAAUCUGUCGCUCUACUUUGGUCUCUUUA